AUAAGUCACAAAUGAUUCCCGCGAGAGGGAGUUUUAAAAAAUGGUUCAUUCUCACCACGUCGACAGUGCUACGUUUAGCGAGCGCUCUUCCUCCACCCGCCAGUUCGCCCCAUGACCUAGGCCUAGUAGACUAUACUAGGAGUUUCGUCGACAAUAUCACCGACAACUCAGAUUACGACGACGACUACAGCGACUAUUACUACGACGAAAUCUACUCGAGCGUUUACACUGACUUCUACAACUUCAGCGACACGGCGACUUUCAGAUGCCAGGGUUUCGAACCGGAUGUCGCUCUGGCGAGGUCGCUGAAGAGGGAAUUAUUGAAAGCGACUCCUCGGCUGUAUAAAAGGACUCUGAACGCUUUAGGUAUCACGUACGAAGAUGGUGAUUCCUCUUCGAUUGAUGCAGGCCACCUCUUAAGAAAUAUUAACAGAAGGACAAAGGAAAUAGACAAGCGAGUUGAUGCUAACCAAGGACAGCUCCACCAUCUGCAUUAUCGUCCCCACCACGUCCAGGAAGUAUCGUACGCAAGGCAAGGUUAUCAAAACAGAACGAAAUGGUCUUCUUCUUCGCUAGUAUCUCAGAGUCAGUGGGCUGGUCUAGUAGGUCUACGUAGUGAUGCCUUUAAUACCUCGUGGAUUUCAGGUUCCGAUGUUUCACAAGUUCCUGGGGAGACUUUAAACCAUCAUAUCAACCGCAGAGACCACGGUUACGGUGAAGGAUAUCAUCCAAUGCCUUACCCAGAAGUGAAGUGCAAGCAUUCCAACACUGGUAUUUAUUCCUUCCUAGCCUUCUGCAUCCUCUCGCUGGACAUAACGGCUGACAUCAUGAAGAGUAUCAAUAUAUCCAUUGAUAUUGGAGGAGGAUGCGGGUGUGGCUGCAACUGUGGCAAUGGCACUUGUUGUGGUAACAACAACAACAAUAAUAAUAACAAUAAUAACAGCAACAAUAACAAUAAUAUCAAUAUGAAUGGUAGAUCAUUCUCAUCAGAAGGCGAAGCUUCUGGACGGAAGCUCUUUGGUGGCUGCAGGUGUUGCUGCUGCUGUUGUUGUAAUAACAACAAUAAUAAUAACAACAACAACAACAAUAACAAUAAUAAUAACAACAAUAACAACAACAAUAAUGUUAGAUCAUCCGCUACAGUGAUCAGAAGAAAAGGGAGUAAUGAUAUUAACAGAAUUUCUGCUCCUAGUACGAAUGCUAUAAACAGCGGGUACUACGGAUAUGAACCCCUGAGAUAUGGCUAUUAUUAUGGGAGGUCCCUUGUUGAUGGUUUUAUGGAGAAAAUGGCGGAUUAUUUCAGCCCAGAAAGUAAUACAGAAUCUUAUGUGCCUUAUUAUCUAAACCCCACUGACGAAGUCGAGGAAAGUGAUGGUGACGAAGGUGAAGAAGAGUUGACUGAAAAUGACAGUGAAGAUUUGGCAGAUAGUGAUAGGGAGUUUUUACCAGUCAGUGAAGGUCGGUUUAGAAAUGGCAGCGACUACCUUCGAAGUGUAGGAGAAAAUCACCAAAUAUCAGGCAGAAGUAUUGAAGUUGACGAAAUUGCAAAAUUGCAAGGAAUGCUUCUCUCUGAUGAAUAUAAAUCACAACAAACGUUUGCAUCUGAUGAACGACAAACAUAUGAGACUGGCGAAACUCUUGCGAUUGAUGAAAAUAUGUCAACUGAAGAAGUAUACUCAGCAGAAGACCUUAAUAACUCAUCUUCAGGAGACACCAGGACCUUUGGACCAAUUGUCUCUGCUUACUUGACCCUUCUGGAGUCAAAACUCGAAGAAAUUGAGGAAGGACUGGACGAAGCCCUUUUGCAGACUUGGUUUUUAAAGAUGGUUGACCUUUUGAGAUAUCAUGUAUAGCUAAAUGUUAGGAGUUCAUUGACUUGGUAGUUGAGUCGAAAGUAGAGUAGUUAUUUUAGCAUUUUACCGAGAGAUGGAUCCUGUGUAUCAACUGAACGGAUAUAUUUAAUAUGGAAUGCUGAUGAUGAAACCAAGUGUACAGUAUAGGUAAAUGUGAUUUGAAGUAGAGUUGUUUAUUUCGUUCUUGCAUUUGGAGUUAGUAUGUAUGUAUCUGAAGGGACCGGAUAAGCUAGCCCCUGUAGUGUUCAGGUAAACCAGAUGUCAUUCGUAGUUACUUCUGUUGUUAGGAAUAAUCAGUACUGUAAUAAAAGUAGUAUUUAUAGUGUCACACUGUUUUGCAGUCAGACUUAUUGCUGUUAUUAACAGCAUCAACAUUUCUCAAUAAGUUUUGAUAUAAGGUGAAAUUAAGGCAAGAGUCUUUAUGUUAAUUGGUUAGUUAAGUUUAACACAUUGUGCAGAAAACCUACGUGGCUUUAGCCAAAGAAUUUUAGACUUUAGACUACUCUAUGUAAAUGUUUCAUCACUCACACAUCCUCAUUAUCCUUCUAUAACCUUAAAUACUCCCAAUGUGUUGUUUCAAGUCAUUGCUUGCUUACACUGUAAUAUUCCACCAUUCCAGAUUGAUUUCUUGGAAUUGAUUCUCUGUUCCAUGAAUAUCAUUCAUAGAACUGUCUUAUGUAGCAAUACUUUUCUGGUAGUGU
Macrobrachium nipponense is the source of this 2554-nucleotide messenger RNA. RefSeq names its product myosin-G heavy chain-like. The transcript is spliced from 3 exons. The record is from RefSeq and is a predicted model, not a curated record. Lineage: Eukaryota; Metazoa; Arthropoda; Malacostraca; Decapoda; Palaemonidae. Bases 12 to 1853 code for a protein of 613 amino acids.